Molecule: messenger RNA, 1371 nt
Organism: Lucilia cuprina (Australian sheep blowfly)
Lineage: Eukaryota; Metazoa; Arthropoda; Insecta; Diptera; Calliphoridae
Product: lysophospholipid acyltransferase 5-like
Exons: 3
Coding region: 1-729 (242 amino acids)
Biological process (GO): phosphatidylcholine biosynthetic process; lipid modification
Cellular component (GO): membrane
Molecular function (GO): lysophospholipid acyltransferase activity; 1-acylglycerophosphocholine O-acyltransferase activity
Source: RefSeq, a predicted model, not a curated record
AUGUUGGAAAACAGUACUACCUAUCACCAACAAGUCUACAAUCUAGUUUAUUGUUUCACAUACAAUGGCAAAGCCGCCGAUGGCAGUGAUGAAUGGAAUGGUUGUUCAAAUGUCAAAUUAUAUUUAUUAGAAACUGGUAAUACCAUGGAACAUUAUGUUAAAUCCUUCAAUGUCAAUACAAAUCAAUGGGUGGCCUCUUAUGUAUAUAAACGUUUAAAAUUCUUAAAUAAUCGCACUAUAAGUUAUGCGGCAGCGCUAUUUUUCUUGGCCGUAUGGCAUGGUUUCCAUACCGGUUACUAUAUGUCCUUCUUUAUAGAAUAUAUGAUUGUAACCACCGAAAAACAGAUCGAAGGUGUUUACAAUAAAUCGGUGGUCACCAAUUAUGCUUCCCUUGUCGAAACUUUACCUUUUAAAGUCAUAAAAUUCAUCGCCUUAAAAUCAUACAAUUUAAUUUAUAUGGGCUGGUGUCUAACACCUUUCAUAUUCUUGAGCUAUGAACGUUGGAUUGAGGUCUUUAAAGCAGUUAAUUAUUUCGGUUUUGUUUAUGUGGCCAUUUGGUUUGUUAUCUAUAAAAUUAUAAAAGCAAUGAGUUCAAAAUCACGCCUAAAACAGGAACGUAUUGCCAGCAAGGCCACCGACCUAUCACCGACAAUUAAUGAACAGCGUACAACAGAUAGCAAAGCUACGGAUUUGUCACCAACUUUAGAAGAAAAUAAAAAAGACAAUUAAACAAUUAAGACACAUAGAGAAACAAAACAAAAGACAAAUUGUUUUGCAUUAUAGCAGAGACAAGUAUAAGAAAAAACAAAAUCUUGUUAAAAUGUUAUUUCCCCUCCAGAAACACAGGCUUAAGAAACAUCCAAAUAUAAAAGCUAACAGGGAGCAGUGAUAGAACUCUUUAAGCAGGGAUAUAUAGUAAAUAUUAAUACUCUUUACUGUUUUAGCAUCUCUAGCUGAUGUAUAGUAUUAUGGGUUUAAUAUUUAUUUAAGAGCUUUUGCUGUUCCUUUAGUAUGAUGAUGUAUUAGUUUAUUAAAUUUUUAAAUAAUUUUAAUUUUCUUUAAACUUUUAAACAAUUUUGUUUAUUUAAAUUAAUUUUUAUUAUAUUAAUUAUUUGUUAAUUUUGUUAAACAGUUUUCUUUUACUUCAUUUUUUACUAAAAUGUAUUAAAACUUUUUUUUUGCUUUAAAGCAAAUUAUUUUUUUAAUUAUUUAAUUUUUUUUAUAUUAUAAAAUAAUCACUUUCUAUUUGGGAAAAAGAGUUUAAAUGAAUUAAAGAUAAUAUAUACACACACACAACACUACUUUAUCUAGUCAAACGAAUUAAUAUUUAAAUAUCUUAAUAUUUAAACAAAAACCACAACAACAACAACA